Molecule: messenger RNA, 1834 nt
Organism: Ipomoea nil (Japanese morning glory)
Lineage: Eukaryota; Viridiplantae; Streptophyta; Magnoliopsida; Solanales; Convolvulaceae
Product: E3 ubiquitin-protein ligase MARCH7-like
Exons: 8
Coding region: 268-1590 (440 amino acids)
Molecular function (GO): zinc ion binding
Source: RefSeq, a predicted model, not a curated record
CAGCCAUAACUUCAAACGCUCCAAACUGAACGUUCUUCCAAAUCAAUGCAUAGUCAAAGAUGAAGAGUCCUCAGGGUUCCCUCCAUUGCAAUUAGCGAUGACGUAGGUGGCAUUCCCCUCUGAUUUAUCACCACCUUCCUCAGCAAACGAAGCAAGAAAGCCAGAUUUCACUCUCCACUGCUUUUUCUUGCAUAAUUCGAAAGUAUCUUUCUUUCAUCUUUGUUGUUUCUUUGUGUUUUUUCUUUUUAAUCUUUAUUUUACACAAAAAUGGAAGCACCCAAAUCCUCAGAGGCAGAAAGAAGCUCCAAUUCAGCUGCAAAUGACGAUCCUUCUCCUUUGCCCCAAGAGCUUGCAGAUGAGUCACUUAAAAUACCUCCAAGGUAUCUUGGGUUUGGAAGUGGCAUUAGUGAAAAGUCUUCACCUCAAUCUCCUUCCGUUACAAAUGGAGGCUCAUUGAUGGGAGGCUUUCUUCGAGCUCUAAGCUUCAAGAAAAAGACUGCUGCACCAGAUGGUGAACAAAGCUCUCUCAUCCGACCAGAUUCCCAGCCAUCUUUACAAAGACCACUUCUAGGUGAAAGAAGCUCUCUCAUCCGACCAGAUUCUCAGCCAGCUUUACGAAGACCACUUCUAGCUAAUCCAGUCUCACGCGUGAUUUGGAAACGAUGUACUUCUUUACCUUCAAGAGCUGCUUCAAACUCAUCUCCUUCUGCUUCUGCACCUGCUUUUGCCAGGACAUCCGAUGAAUGGCAAAAAUCACAAUCACUGCGGACUGGUACAUCUCAAGCUACUGUCACAAGGAUUCCCUCUGCCAAAAAUGUGGUUAUUGUGAGAUCAACAUCUUUUGCUAAACGUGAAGAUUGUGGCCCAGAUUCAUGUGAUGAAAUUACACCGGCCCCAGUGGAUGAGGAUCAAGAGAUUCCCGAGGAGGAAGCUGUUUGUAGGAUCUGUCUCGAAGCAUGUGAUGAAGGCAAUACACUGAAGAUGGAGUGCAGCUGCAAAGGUGACCUCAGACUUGUACACGAAGAGUGUGCAAUUAAGUGGUUUAGCAUGAAAGGAAACAAAAAUUGUGACGUUUGUCAGCAGGAAGUGCUAAAUUUACCUGUAACUUUGCAUUUUGUGCCAAGUACUACCCAAGGAAAUAUUAUGCUGGACCAUAAUCAGCUAACUUUGAACGCACAAAGAAUAAGUGCUUGGCAGGACUUUGUGGUGCUUGUCUUGGUUAGUACAGUAUGCUACUUCUUCUUUCUUGAGAAGUUACUGAUCCAUGGCAUGAAAACUAAGGCACUGGUGAUUGCUAUAACGUUCUCGUUUACUUUGGGUCUUUUGGCAUCUAUUUUUGCAGUCAUCCAAGCAAUUAAACAGUACAUAUGGGCCUACGCAGCUUUAGAAUUUGCACUUGUCGCCAUGAUUCUUUGCCUCUUCUACUCUAUGAUUCUGCAGAUUGUUUCUGUUUCUUGUCCCGCUAUCUAUGAGUUGCAACUGAUGCAUGAAAAUCUACCUUUGGCAGCUUCAUUUACCACCCAUUUAUUCAAUAACGCUGUCAUCAGUUUUGGGUUUCGGAGCUGCAAUGGGUCUCAAGUUCAUGUAUAGUCGAUAUUAUGCAUUGCGAGUUCAGCUUUCCCCAAGCUCUAGCAACGUGUGAUAAUUAAGCUGGCAAUAUUGUUAAUAGUUGUAACCUCUAUUGAGGGUUGGGCAAGGAUGUGUAAAAGUAGCAGUGUUUUUCUCUUCUUGAACUUCACUGCCUCCAGUUAUAUGGUUUUGAGGUAUCUUGAACUUCAUGAAAUGUGAAGCAGGCUGCGUAUAUGUAACGUUUUCCUAUUAACUAUUAAUUAUU